ACAAUAGGUUGCACAAUGGCUCUAGAGGGACGACCGCAAAGAGGAAGAGCUGACGAGCAAUGGGGGAGAAAGAGGCGCAGGGUUUGCAGCCAUGAACAAGUAGAGGUCUCUGACGAUGGCGGCGAGACGUGGCGCAGAGCGGAGAGGAAGUUCGAGUGCUGCGCGGGGAAAUGCAACCGGAGGUAUGGAAAUCUGCGCUCGUUUAACGAGCACCGGUGUGAGAGGCACAAGCUCCCGCCCGUGUCGCAGCUGCCCAAGGGCUUCAAAUCCCGCAAGGGCGUCCCGCACGGCACGUACUACGCGCUCAAGAAGCAGCGCUACAACGAGGUCAAGGACUCGCUGCGCUUCAAGUGGAAGACCCAGCUCCAGAACGCGCGAGCGAACUUGAAAAAGGACUACAUCCGGGUGUGGGAUCCCAGCGGCAACUUCUCGCGCGAGCACUGGAUCCGGAGGGUGGACAAGCUUCUCGUACGGAAGAUGAACGCCAUGAGGGAGGAGCAUCCUUUGGAAACGUAUCGGCCACAAGCUGGAGGCCGGCCAUCGCACCAGGCUCGAAUCGCGAGGCUCGAGGCUCUUAAGGCGGAAGUGGAGAGCUACAACGAAGAAGACGAGGAUGUGAACGAGUAUAACUCUUCCGAAGAAGACGAGCAUGAGGAUGAGCACGAGGAUGAUCGGCGAAACUCCAUUUCAGAAGCCGAAGAUGACGAGAUGGAUGGAAAUGCUUUUGCCGCUCGCGAUUCGAUCGUGGAGAUCCUCAUGAACAUCAAGGAUGGUAUUAGUCACCACCGCAACACAGCUCAAACUCAGAUGGAUGCUUUGCAUUCUCUUAAAGAGCAGGUGCGCCAUGAAACUCACGAGCUUUUUCUUUUUCUUUCUGGACAGAUCGAAGCACAUCGAGAGACAAUAGACGACAUCAAAGCCACCGCUCGCAAGGAGAUUGAAAAACUCACAGGAUGGAUGGCUAGGCAAAGGGAAUUGAUAGAUAGUACCAAAGAUGUGCAAGUUGCUCGAGAAAUCUGUGAGACCAUGAAGCAUAUCGUCCAGAAAUUAUAACUAGUCGUUUGCGAGGUGGACUUCACAAUGA
Molecule: messenger RNA, 1084 nt
Organism: Selaginella moellendorffii
Lineage: Eukaryota; Viridiplantae; Streptophyta; Lycopodiopsida; Selaginellales; Selaginellaceae
Exons: 7
Coding region: 16-1053 (345 amino acids)
Source: RefSeq, a predicted model, not a curated record